Messenger RNA from Candoia aspera, 5950 nucleotides. Its product is annotated as collagen alpha-6(VI) chain-like. The record is from RefSeq and is a predicted model, not a curated record. Lineage: Eukaryota; Metazoa; Chordata; Lepidosauria; Squamata; Candoiidae. The transcript has 33 exons. The coding region runs from base 337 to 5598 and encodes 1753 amino acids.
GUUUUUGACCUAGAGUCAGAACCCAUGAUGCAAUGGAAUGUGGAAAAUAGGCCAAGAUUGAAACCUCUCCACUGGGGCAUCCAGGACCUUUUUAAUGCAGAGGAAUUGCUGUCUUCUGACAAGAUUUAUGGGAUAGUGCUGAUAAUAAAAAAGCUGGUCUUUCUGAAAUACUUUACAGAAGAUGACAUUAUAAGCAUCUGGUUAAUUGCCUUGUUUUAAGUGGCAACCUACAAGUAAUACUGCUUCUACUAAAUAUCAUCCAUCAACUGGAGUGCCAUGCCUACCUGUGGGUAGACUAUAAGAUUUAUUUCACUGAUCAACUACCACAGUCUGAAAAUGCUUCUGAUUUUGCUCCUUAUUAUUCUUGGGAUCCAGACUUCUAAAACACAGAAACAGGCCUCCGAGUCUGUAGAUGUUGUCCUUCUGAUUGACAGCUCUAAUGCCCUUGGCAGACAAGCUUUUUCCUCGAUGAAAGUGUUGGUGAAUAGAAUGAUCAACAGUCUUCCAAUAGGGCCAGAUAAAUAUCGCCUUGCACUUGUCCAGUACAGUGAUGAUGUCCAUGUUGAAUUCCAGCUGGAUGACUUUAGAGUUAAAAACGCUAUGCUGAACCAUGUUAAGAAGAGCUUUUCAUUCUGGGGUGGGCCUUUAAGGACUGGGAAUGCCAUACAAAAGAUUCACGAGACUUUUUUCAAAGCACCAGGAGGAGACAGAGACCAGGUUUUGAUUGUUACAACUUCAGGGGUAUCAGAAGAUGAUGUGGAAAGACCUGCUGCAUUUAUGAGAGAAGAUGGGAUAAAAAUAAUUGCUUUAGGAAUGCCGAGGGCAUCUGAGCAAGAGCUGCAGUCAAUGGCCACGUAUCCAUUCAGUUAUCAUUUUGAUACAGUAAAAGAUCUCCAAAGGUUUUCCUCAAAUAUAUUAUCUGUCAUCGAAUCAGCUGUAGAAAAAGAUGAGAGCUUAUUCAUCUCCACAACUCCCCCACCCAGUGUAACUUACAGUGUGCCCAUAAAAGUUGCAGAUUGUUCUGGUGAUUCAAUUGCAGAUAUUGUAUUUGUGGUGGAUGAAGCUGUUUCACCUGUAAACAGUGAAUAUAUUUUAUCAUUCUUGCAAAACACAGCAAACUCUCUUGAUGUGCGGAAAAGCUGCAUCAGAAUUGGCCUUGUGGCAUAUAGCACUGAGCCUCAUACACUCUCUCAACUGAACACGGAAACAGAGAUAAAGGAUUUAACACAAAGAAUUAGGAGCUUUUCUGCCAGGCAAGGAAAAGCUAACUUAGGUGCUGCCUUGGACUUUAUCAGGCGAAGAACUUUCACUGAACGUGCUGGAAGCAGAGGGACAGAAGGUGUGGAACAAAUUGCCACCAUCAUCACCCACAGACCCGCCGAUGAUAAUUUAACUGAUGCAGCCAGUCUGCUUUUGCAAGAGGGUGUGACCGUAUUUGCCAUAAGCAUCGAAGGGGCUAAUAUCACACAGUUAAGGCCAGUAGUAUCCUAUCCCCCCCAGCGGAAUAUUAUAAAAGUAGACACAUUUUCCAACCUGCCAGAUCAGUUUAUAAAUUUUCAGAAAAAACUGUUCUGGCAUAUUCAUGAAACGUUUUCUGCCGAAGCUGAAAGAACAGCAGGGUUCCAAUCAGGAUGUGUGAAAACAGAAAAGGCUGAUAUUUACUUUCUCAUUGAUGGUUCAUCAAGCAUCUCUGACUAUAAUUUUAAUGAGAUGAAGACAUUCCUAAAGGAAGUGAUUAAGCUGUUUAUCAUAGGACCUGAUCAUGUUCGAUUUGGAGUUGUUCAAUUUGGAACAAGAUACAGGACAGAAUUUGAACUCGAUGAGCAUACGAAAAGGAACCAUUUAGAAAAAGCCAUUAAUAAUAUAAUCCAAAUGGGAAUAGACACAUAUACUGGAGCUGCUAUACGGUCUAUGCAGCCAUUGUUUAAAAAAGCAAAAGAACAGCGAGGUGAUGAAGUACCUCGUUAUCUUAUUGUACUGACAGAUGGAGAAGCGCAUGACAAUGUGCUGGAACCUUCUAAUAUGCUAAGGAGCUCUGGUGUCAACAUUUAUGCCAUUGGCGUGAAACCUGCUAAUAUCACACAGUUAAAUGAGAUUGCAGACUCAAAAUCAAAGGUUUAUUUUGUGGAACAGUUUGACUCCUUGAAAAAUAUAAAAAAUGAAAUUGUUCGAGACAUAUGUUCAGAAAAAGCCUGUAAGGAAAUGAAAGCUGAUGUCAUGUUCCUAGUGGACAGCUCAGGAAGUAUAGGACCUGAUAGUUUUGGAAAGAUGAAGAGCUUCAUGCAAGAGUUGGUUAACAAAUGCAGUGUUGGUCCAGACGAAGUGCAUUUUGGUGUUGUCCAGUUCAGUAGCACCAGUCAAGAGGAGCUCCCACUCAGCUCAUCAAAAGACCAUAUUGUUCAGGCCAUUGAGACCAUGCUUCAUAUGAAACAGAACACUUAUACUGGAGGAGCUCUGCAAUUUGUUUCUGAUUAUUUCAAACCUGCCAAAGGAGCACGGUCUUCUGUCAACAAAAUUCUUAUCCUGAUCACAGAUGGGGAAGCACAAGACAAUGUAAAAGAACCAGCUGUUGCUCUAAGAAAGGAUGGUGUCAUUAUCUAUUCCAUUGGGAUUUUUAAUGCCAAUAGUACACAGCUAGAAGAGAUCAGUGGGGCACCUGACAAGGUGUUUUACUUGGAAAAUUUUGAUAUUCUGAAAGACAUAGAGAAUGACAUCAUAUUUGGCAUAUGCAGUCCGUAUAAGCCUAAAGAGUGCAAAAGAAUAAGCCGUUUAGAUCUGAUUUUUGUAAUUGAUAGUUCUACCAGUAUUGGUCGUUAUAACUACGGUCUCAUGAAGAACUUCAUGAUUGGCAUUGUGAAUAAAUCUGAUGUAGGUAAAGAUUAUGUUCAGUUUGGAGCAAUAAAGUAUUCUGAUGAUCCAAAAAUUAUGUUCAAGCUGAAUAAAUAUAGUAAAAAAUCAGAUAUUAUUGAAGUUAUUCAGAGUGACACACUUUUAACUGGAAAUACAUACACAGCAAAGGCUCUUCAGCACUCGAAAGAUCUUUUAACUGAAGCGAAUGGCAGCCGCAAACACCAAGGUGUCCCUCAAGUUCUUAUGGUCAUAACUGAUGGUGAGUCUCAUGAUAAGGACAAACUUGGUAAAAUUUCAAAGGAACUCAGAGAGAAAGGAACUAUUAUUUACGCCGUUGGAAUAAAAGAUGCAAAGACUGACGAACUUGAAAUCAUGGCUGGAUCACCAGACCGUUGGUUCUAUGUGGAUACGUUUGAGGGACUAGAAAACAUAACCAUGAAACUAUCAGAUCACAUAUGCAAUGAUUCAAGACAAGCAUGUGACAUUGAAGCAGAACUUGUUAUCCUAACUGAUUCCAGAAGUAUCCCUGACAAAGAACUGAAGAGUGUGAAGGACUUUCUGAAAGCACUGCUUGAUGCACUUAUUUAUAAUGGCAAUAUUCUAGUUGGCAUGGCCCAAUUUAGUAAUAAGUUUCAAGAAGAAUUCCAGCUGGGCACUUAUCAAAACGUAUCAGAACUGAAAAGUAAAAUCACUAACAUGACACUGAUCACAGGAGACUCCACAUUGAUUGGACAUGCUCUCAAAGAAGUCAAAUCCUUCUUCAAAUCACAUAAACGAAGAGCAGCUCGAAGUAUCAACCAAAAGUUGCUCAUAUUCACUGAUGGAAGGUCAGAUGAUGAGUUUCCUCAACCAGCAAAAGAUCUGAGAGAUGAAGGUGUGGAGAUCCAUGCAGUUGGAGUAGGAGCCAUGACUGAUGCAAAACUUCUGCAGAUUACCAACUCCCCAGGCAGAAAAUAUAGAGUUGACUCUUAUAGUGAUCUACAACCUAUUCUAAGUCAUGUAAAUCAGGAAAUUUGUAAGGAGUCUACUGAAGCAACAUGUUUUGUAGAUGUUAUUAUUGGAUUUGAUAUCUCAUCUCAGAAGCCAGGAGACAAGUUAUUCAGUAAGCAACAUGUUUUGGAGGCCCACCUUCCUGAUAUUAUAAAAGCCCUAACAUCUUUAAGUGCUGCAAGUUGUACUAAGGGUAAAAAAGCACAGUUCAGUGUGACUGUUUCAGUAGAAAAUACAGAGCCAUAUUUCUUGGAAACUCUUCAGGUUGAUGAUACAAAUAUAGUAGAAGAACUCAGAAAUGUUGUGAUCAACAGUCCAUCUCAUCUCAACGUCAACUUCUUGAACACUAUUUGGAAUUUAUUUAAAAAUGUGACUGACAAAGAAAAACGAAACAUGGUAUUACUUCUUUUCUCUGAUGGCUUGGAUGAUAAUAUAAAAGCACUUGAACAAAAAUCUGAAGAACUUAGAAUACAAGGCCUGGAUGGAAUAAUAACAGUUGCCCUGGAAGGAGCCAAAGAUAUUGAUCAACUUCGGCACAUUGAGUUUGGAAAGGGAUUUGGAUAUAACACUCAAUUAUUGAUUGGCACACAAAAUGUUGCCAUGAGGCUUUUUCAGUAUAUGGACCAAAUUGCUGAGCGAAAAUGCUGCUGCGUAUUUUGUAGGUGUGAGGGAGAAGAAGGACCCCAUGGAGAAAGACGAGAAGAGGGGCCUAAGGGUGUGACUGGUUUUGUGGGACAUCCAGGAUAUCCCGGAGAUGAUGGAGAGCCGGGUCCCAGGGGAAUCCCUGGAACUCAUGGAACGAAAGGCGAUAUAGGAGAAUGUGGCACUAGAGGACGAAAGGGUCAACGAGGACUGCAUGGAGAAAGGGGAGAGAACGGGGUUGAUGGAGUUGAUGGAAUUAAUGGAGAAGAGGGAUCACUUGGAUUUCCGGGACUGAAAGGAGAAAAGGGGGACCCAGGAGAAAUGGGCAACACAGGACCAGUAGGCCCUUUUGGUGACUUGGGACCGAAAGGCUUCCAAGGAUAUCAUGGUGAACCUGGACUGGACAACAACAUAAGAGGAGCAAAAGGCUUCAAAGGGCUGUCAAGAAGGAUGGGGGAAAGAGGAUCAAAAGGUUCAGACGGGUCAGCAGGAUCCCCAGGAAAUAAGGGAACUGAGGGAAACACAGGACUUUCAGGCCCAACGGGACAGAAAGGAAUCCCUGGUCCAGAUGGUUUGCCAGGAGAUCAAGGAGUUCAAGGUUCACAGGGGACAACUGGUAUUCCUGGAGUGAUAGGAGAAAAAGGACAGCCAGGAAACCGUGGCCGUCUAGGAGACACUGGAGUUGAAGGACCUGAAGGAACUCAAGGGAAGCCUGGAUCCAGAGGGAAUAAGGGAGAAUCUGGGGAACCUGGAAAGAAAGGCAAAAUGGGUUUCCCUGGCCAGCAGGGAAUGAGGGGAGAAGAAGGAGCUGUUGGUUUUGGCAAAACAGGAAGGAAAGGAUCAAAGGGAAUAGGAGGAUUUCCCGGUGACCUUGGACAGAAGGGAAAACCUGGAGAUAUGGGCAUUCUUGGAAAACCUGGACCAAAAGGAAAAAGAGGAAGAAUGGGUAUUCCAGGAUUAGAUGGUGAUGAUGGUGAACCAGGAACAUGGGGUUAUCCUGGACACCCGGGUCCAAAAGGAGCAAAGGGCCAGCCCUUCUAUUCACCCUGUGAACUUAUUAAGUACAUGCAGGAACAUAGUCCCUGCUGGACAGGUGAGUUUUGUUCCAAUAGUUAAUUCUCCUCUUGUUCUGUAACAAGAACAGUGACCACAGGCAGUAUUCUAUAUCAGUUUUAGUACUGAUCAAUCUGGCCUGUGCAGCUUCAUCUCCCUUUUUCUGCCAUUCUGCUGAUCUGCCAUCUCUUGGACACUGGGAACAUACAUUGGUUGCCCACUGUUAAUAGCAGAGGGAGAACAGGGACUUGAAGCAAGACCAUUGGAGGGUUAGAUGCAGAUAAGGGAUGCAGCUGCUUCAGAGUUCAUGUCUUCCAAAGGAUGCAGCAACUUUACUAAUGAAGGAAGGUGCUUUGCUUGCUCUUCUUUUGAAUGCUUUGUACCACUGUAGUAUGCAUGUACAUCACAGUUCUGG